ACCGACUUUCUUCCCCCUUGAAAAGCCGGUGAGAUCUUGAUGAAAUUCCUUCCUUUUCUUGUUGAAUCACAAGAUUUAGGACCUAGAAUCUUCCCUCUCAACCCAGAAAAAUCCCGGUUCUGCUCUGCUCUUCUCCCCUGCAGUCGGCAAGAGCCCCAGCUACCGCCACCCAUUUCCAGCCGGAAACACUGGCCAAGCUUGGGGAUUUCUCCCUAUUUUCUUGUUCUAGAACAGCCAUUAAACCCAGAAUUUCCAGAUCUGUUUUGUUUUGCGUCUUCCUCCCUUUGUUGCCCGCCGGCUGCUAUGUGGGUGUGAGGUUUUUGGGCUUUUUCUGGUAAGAUCUAGCCAUGAAUCCCUCUCUUUAACCUUGAUUUAGGUUGGGUUUACUUUAAUUGCCUUAUUCCCUUCCAAUUUCUGGUAGAGCCGUCAGUCCCUUGCAGAAAAUUCCCGCCGGCCUCUUCCCCCUGCAGCUUCGGUUCUUGCUGGAAAAUUCUGGUUUUGAUCAUUCUGUCACCGUAGCACUUGGGUUAGCCUUUUGUUUUGUGCGAGUGAGGUAAGUAAAUCAUGGUAAAGCCCUUCGAUUUUAAAGCAUGUUUUAAACUGUUUUUGAGAUGGUGGCAAGGUUUAACUUGAUUUUUAAUUGAUUUUAUCUACAUCUGAGUGUGAUUAAACUAAAAUGAGAAUUUUGAUGAUUUUCAUGAAAAUUACUGUUUUUCUGGAAUUGAGCAUGAUUGAAAUGAAAAGUGAGAAUUUCAUUGUUUUUCUGGAGUUAUUGCACUGAGCAUGAUUGGUUUGAAAUGAAACUGUUUUCAUUGGUAUUGAGUAGAGCAUGCCUAUUUGGAAUUGACUGAACUGUUUUGAUGAACUGAGAGUUUACAAAUUCUGAGUUUUCUGAUAAAUCCAUGCCCACAUGGAAAUUUUCCGGUUUGUUCUGAAAUUUGGGAUUGAUUGUGAAAUUCGGGUUUUCUGUAAACUCUGCAUGGUUUUGUCUCGGAUAUAGUCAUGAUUACUGAUUACUGUGCCUGCUAGUGGGAGGUUUAUAAACGCUAGCACAUGUCGACAUGUUUACUGAUAGAACCGGUUCACCCUACCAAUGGGGUUAAACAUUGGUAAUUAUUGUCGCCUGCCAGUGGGAGUUGUAAACACUGGCACCAUUACUGACGCCUGCCAGUGGGAGUUGUUAAACAUUGGCACUUCUGUAACCUUGCCUAUGGGGUUAAACAUUGGCAACUACUGUGCCCGCUAGUGGGAAGUUUAUAAACGCUGGCCAUGACUUAUAGAUGAGACUACUGAACUGAGUUUUAUUCUGCAUGAACGGUUUGUCAUGAAGGCUUUGAUAUUGAACUGAAUCUGAUUCUGCAGUAACGAUUUUGUCAUUGAACGUUUUGCUAUUGAACUGAACUUGAUUUCCGCAUUAACGGUUUAUCAGUGAAAGUUUUGCUAUGUUUACAUGAUUUAUCUGGCAUGUUAAAAGUUUUACCCAAGGGCUAUCCAUAUUUACUUACUGAGUUAUCUCAUAGUUUUCCUUGUCCACCAUUUCAGAAAGCGAUACCGAGGACGGGGAAAUCGAGGGGAGUGACGAGUUAGAAGGGUAGCCAUUUCGAGAUUGGUAUAGAUUUAGAAAUAAAUCAUGUGCUUGCAAGCUAGAGUGUAUUGGAAAUUUUAUGAUAUCAGAGCAGACUGUAAAAUUUUAUCUUGAGAUUUCGUGGUAUCAGAUUGUGAGUUGAAUAAGUUCCGAGCCUUGUGCACUUGUGGGACCCGUCUCACGAGUGCACGGCGUCUGUCGCGUCCCCGGAUUUGGGUUCUGGGGCGUGACAAGUGCACUAAAGGUACAAAGAAAGUUAAAUAUCCAUUACCCAGGUAAAUUAAUGAUAACAAAAUUGAUAUUAUACUUCAAAAUAGUUUAUGUUAUUUUUUAGAAAAUAAAUGAAUUAAUUUUUCUCUCUACUUGAAAUCCAAGGUAUCGUUUGGAAUUAGUGGUUGGUGAUAGUACUGGAGAGACAAUCAUUGUUCUUUUUUAUGAUAUUGGCUUUGAACUACUAUAGCUUAGUGCUGCAGAAGUAGUUGAUAAACAUAUCGUUGUAAG
Messenger RNA from Rubroshorea leprosula, 2086 nucleotides. NCBI's taxonomy places the organism in Eukaryota, Viridiplantae, Streptophyta, Magnoliopsida, Malvales, Dipterocarpaceae. The record is from the annotation of a GenBank genome assembly.